Messenger RNA from Gossypium raimondii (Peruvian cotton), 1464 nucleotides. Its product is annotated as GRF1-interacting factor 1. Gene Ontology annotation, biological process: leaf development; cell population proliferation; positive regulation of transcription by RNA polymerase II. NCBI's taxonomy places the organism in Eukaryota, Viridiplantae, Streptophyta, Magnoliopsida, Malvales, Malvaceae. The record is from RefSeq and is a predicted model, not a curated record. Gene Ontology annotation, molecular function: transcription coactivator activity. The transcript is spliced from 4 exons. The coding region runs from base 609 to 1244 and encodes 211 amino acids. Gene Ontology annotation, cellular component: nucleus.
ACACCAAAACAGAGAGACAGAAUUCGUCAUGUCCGAAUGUAAUAAACAAAUAAUUUUCCUUUUUCUUUGUCACUCCAAAUUUACUGCCUGCAACAACUGCAAGCGCAAGGACCUUUGCUUUUCCCUCUGUUCCUUUUCCUGCACGGCUCUGUCUUCUUUUUUUUUCUUUUUUCUUUCUCACUUUCUGAUCAUUCAUGUUUUAUACUUGUAUCAUACUAUAAUUUAUAUAUGUAUACUGUAUUCCUGUUUUGUAAUAACUUAACAUUGCCUUAUCACGUGAUCCUCUCUUACAGACAGAGAAAAAAAAAAAGAUUGCAAAAGGAAGCAAUAAAUACCCAAAAAUCCAAACCCUUUUUUCUUCCCAACAGGGAGAGAGGGAGUGUGUUUCAAAGAGCUGAGUAGGAAAAGCUCUUUCUUCACGAGUUUAGUUUGUCUCCUUUUUUUUUACAUUAUUUUUGCUGUGAUUCUACUCUUGCAGCUCACUGUCUUUUGGAGUGAGAUCUUUAAUUAUUUGCAUAGAAAAAGAGAAAGAAAGAAAUAUAUACACACACUACUUCAUUUUAUUUUCUUUGUGAGAGAGCGUUUGCGUUUGAAUAUAGAGAAAGAAAAUGCAGCAGCACCUGAUGCAGAUGCAGCCCAUGGUUUCAGCUUACUAUCCCAACAAUGUCACUACUGAUCAUAUUCAACAGUAUCUGGACGAGAACAAGUCGUUGAUCUUAAAGAUUGUUGAGAGCCAGAAUUCGGGGAAAUGGAAUGAAUGUGCUGAGAACCAAGCAAGGUUGCGACGAAAUCUCAUGUACUUGGCUGCAAUUGCGGAUUCUCAGCCCCAACCCCCUGCUGUGCACCCUCAGUUCCCUUCCAGCGAUAUUAUGCAGCCAGGAUCCGGACACUACAUGCAGCAUCAACAAACCGAACCAAUAACGCCGCAAUCACUUAUGGCCUCACGGUCCUCAAUGUUGUUCGCUCGGCAACCGUUUUCGGCCCUGCAACAACAACAACAAGAAGCCUUGCAUGGACAGGUUGGCAUUAGCUCAGGCGGAAGCUCAGGUCUUAGCAUGCUACAAAGCGAAGCUAGCACUGGAGGUGGCAGCGGAGGGUUUCCGGAUUUCGCACAUGGCGGUGGCAGAGCAAUUACAGGUGGAAGCAAGCAAGAUAUUACGAGUGCUGGCGAGUCUGCUGAAGGCCGUGGUGGGAGCUCUGGAGUUCAGUGUGAUGAUGGAGGUGAAGCCCUUUACUUAAAAUGACGGGAACUAAGAGGUAAGAUUAGUGAAUCCGAGAGUCUGUCGAAACAAAGACGAACCAGUACAAUAUGUUGCAUGAGGAACUCGUUCCUGAUGCAAAAAAACAACUUAGGACUUGGCCAUGGAGCCUUUCACUGUGUUUUUUUCUAGUAUGAGACACUGCAACUUAUGGGAGUUUCAAACUUUUUUUAUUUGUAAUAAAUAUAAAAAAAUUCAAUUGAAA